Oncorhynchus nerka (sockeye salmon) is the source of this 1937-nucleotide messenger RNA. Its product is annotated as telethonin-like. Gene Ontology annotation, molecular function: structural constituent of muscle; titin binding; protein-macromolecule adaptor activity. NCBI's taxonomy places the organism in Eukaryota, Metazoa, Chordata, Actinopteri, Salmoniformes, Salmonidae. Gene Ontology annotation, cellular component: Z disc. Bases 380 to 919 code for a protein of 179 amino acids. The transcript has 2 exons. The record is from RefSeq and is a predicted model, not a curated record. Gene Ontology annotation, biological process: cardiac muscle tissue morphogenesis; cardiac myofibril assembly; skeletal muscle thin filament assembly.
AGUUCUAACUCCCGGGACAAAGUCAGGGACGGGCCGCUCUUGGUGUCAGGUGUCAGCACACACUAGCUGUGGAGUGACAACAUGGCUUAGAAAUAGCAGCAGGGCUUCUAUAAAGGAGAUAGACGGGCAUGUUCCUAGACACAGACAGCAGAGACCACCAGACCAUCACCAUCACCACAGAGGCAAGAGAGAGGAGAGAGCUGCCUGAACCAUCACAGAUUACCUUGGCUAGCAACUACAGACAGACAGAUAAUCCAGAGAGAAGAACACCGAACACAGAGAUACCAAGACAGACAGAUAGAUAGAGGAGUCCUAGAAGCUAACGGAGGUGAUAAAAACCGAUAUAAGGACAGAGCUUCACCCACACAGAACCGUGAUAAUGCAGGUGUGUACCGUUGUUGAGAAGCGUGCUGGGGCCGUGGUGGGGGCUGAGCUGGCCUGCAGCGUACAUGAAGAGAACCAGGCUCAGAGGGAGAGCUACAAAGCCGACUGGAACAGUGUUAACAUGAAGACCCGGGCCAUGGACAGGCAGACAAUGAACAUGAACGAUGACUCUCGUAGGGAGACCUACACUCGUCAGUGGGAGGCUCGCUCUCUGGCCCAGGCCUGUCCCUCGGGGGUGUACAGAGUGGGCACCGUGGAGAGGGGUGUGAGAGAGCACCAGCUUCUGCCCAAGAGGAACACCCUGCCGCUGCCCAUCUUCACCCCUGCACAGCUAGGCAUCCGGCUGGGUCGCGGAGCACCACACACCCAGGAGGACCUCCGUCCCUUCCCCAUCUCCGACGGUGUCUGCCCUGGCAAGAGGGCCAUGGUUGAGAUCACACAGGACCUGCCUCCCGCCAAGCCACUCAGGAUGGAGUUCGCCAAGGCGCCCAAAGCACUGGGCCGCUCCGUGUCACAGGAGGCCCAGAGAGGGUGAAGGAAGAGGAGAGGAACAAUGGACGUUAGAGUGAAAGGUUAACUUUGGGGCUCAGCCCAUCAGAUAACAGCAUGGAGGGAUGUAUAUAGAUUUAUUCCUAGUGACAUUUAUUCCAUCCCUAUUCCCUAGAAGUGCCGUCACACAGUGUAUACCUUUCCUGUUUCAUUAAGUAUUACAUGUAUACUAGGGACAUAUCCAAUGCCAUACUGUUUGUUAUACAAGGUAUUAUUUGCUUAGAGAUCUGAUGGCAUCUUUUGAUUGACAGAAAGGUGUGUUUCAGCUGUGCCAUCAACUAAUCUCCCUGUUGACUGGAAAAGACCAGACUGUCCUUGUCACGUCUACACACUGAAUGAACUGCCCCUGCCCCCCUGCCUGGCUAAAGCCAGCUGUGGAUAAGCCACACAGCAUAGUAUGGCAUUCUGACCGCAUUGUGUGCAGUGGUACAUUCUGACAGCAUUGUCAUAUUAUGGCAAUGACACCUCACAGUAUUGAGACAGCAGGACAUUUAAUAUGCUCAACCAAUGGGCUUAUGAGGAUGUAUUUUUUGAUAUAUUCAUGUGGAAUGAUGCACAGAUGAGGGAGGUGAGGGAAGGGAAAUAUGAAGAUAUCAAAGACGCUUCAAAAGGGACAGAGUGGGAGAGAGCAGAAGAGAAUUGGAACUGUAGAGAGGAACAAGAAAGUGGGCACGGAGGGAGGGGUGGGCUCAACAUACCUUGGCAUCCAUCCCUCUUCUUUUGUAAGAAUGGAGAGCUGGUGAGCCUCCAGACCUUCAGAAGUCCUUGACACACUCUAAUCCUGGGUGAGAGGACAGAACGGUACAACAUGAUCCCACACUGGGAACCCAGACAAAGGAGCCACCUGAGCACAGACGUCAAUUCAACAUCGAUUCCACGUUGGUUCAAUGUCAUUUCAUUGAAAUGAUGUGGAAACAACGUUGAUUCAACCAGUGUGUGCCCAGUGGGAGGUUUGUGUGUGCUGACAUGUCUGGAUGGUCCCGGGUCAGGACUCAAGUCAUUGA